AAAAUUAUUGGUGUGUUUAAACCCAAAUCAGAAGAGCCUUACGGUCACCUGAAUCCAAAGUGGACCAAAUUUGUUCAUAAGGUCUGCUGCCCUUGCUGCUUUGGCAGAGGCUGCCUGCUUCUGAAUCAGGGAUACCUUUCUGAAGCUGGUGCCUUCCUUGUGGAUGAAAAGCUUCAUCUGGGCAUUGUACCUAAAACAAAGGUGGUUUGUCUUGUCAGUGAGACAUUUAACUACACUGCAAUUGACCGUGCAAAAUCAAGAGGCAAAAAGUAUGCUUUAGAAAAAGUGCCAAAAGUAGGUAGAAAAUUUCAUCGGAUAGGACUCCCUCCUAAGAUUGGUUCCUUUCAGUUAUUUGUUGAAGGUUACAAGGAAGCUGAAUAUUGGCUUAGGAAAUUCGAAGCUGACCCUUUGCCUGAGAAUAUUAGGAAACAAUUUCAGUCACAGUUUGAAAGAUUAGUUAUUUUGGAUUACAUCAUCAGAAAUACAGACAGGGGAAAUGAUAAUUGGUUAAUCAAAUACGAAAAGCAGAAAUCCGUAGAGGAAACUGACUGUAAGGAAUCAGAAAGGAUCGAUGAUAAAGAAUCGCUUAUUAAAAUAGCUGCAAUUGAUAAUGGUCUAGCAUUUCCUUUUAAACAUCCUGAUGAAUGGAGAGCAUAUCCAUUUCACUGGGCUUGGCUUCCUCAAGCAAAAGUUCCUUUUUCUGAUGAAAUAAGAAACUUGAUUCUACCAUAUAUUUCUGACAUGAACUUUGUGCAAGAUUUAUGUGAAGAUCUUUAUGAACUUUUUAAGACUGAUAGAAGAUUUAAUAAAGCCACUUUUGAAAGUCAGAUGUCUGUCAUGAGGGGUCAG
Molecule: messenger RNA, 849 nt
Organism: Galeopterus variegatus (Sunda flying lemur)
Lineage: Eukaryota; Metazoa; Chordata; Mammalia; Dermoptera; Cynocephalidae
Product: phosphatidylinositol 4-kinase type 2-beta-like
Exons: 7
Biological process (GO): Golgi organization; endosome organization; phosphatidylinositol phosphate biosynthetic process
Cellular component (GO): trans-Golgi network; endosome; plasma membrane
Molecular function (GO): 1-phosphatidylinositol 4-kinase activity
Source: RefSeq, a predicted model, not a curated record